Fraxinus pennsylvanica is the source of this 1236-nucleotide messenger RNA. NCBI's taxonomy places the organism in Eukaryota, Viridiplantae, Streptophyta, Magnoliopsida, Lamiales, Oleaceae. The record is from the annotation of a GenBank genome assembly.
AUGAGGAUUCGGAACCCAAAUUUGAUGUUGCAAAAAUUUCAAAAUUCUAGUAAGGUAAUAAAAACGAAGGAGCAGUUGUUGUUGAAAACGAAAAGGCAUGUACUCUUAAUUGUGAAUACAUUGAAUCCGGAGACUGAGCCAGUAUCUGGUGUGGCUGUGACCACAGUAACUAAGGCUAGUGAUGGAAGUCACGUAGAAAAAGAUGCUACGGUGUUGGGCAGUGAUUAUGUAUCCAAAGGUGAUAAAGAAAAUGGAGAUGGUGAUGUGAAUUUGGUUGAUGGGAGUGGUGGAAAUGGGAAGUUUUCUGGUGGCAGCGGAGGUGGUGGUGGAGGUGGGAAUGAAGGUGGUGAUGACAAGGAGGAAGAGGAGUUGGGACCCAUACUAAAAUUUGAGGAGGUGAUUAGAGAGGCCGAAGCUCGAGGAGCUACUCUUCCAGUUGAUAUGCUGGAAGCUGCAAAGAGUGGGGGCAUUCGAAAGGUGCUUCUGCUUAGAUAUUUGGACAUGCAGGGAUCUGUUUGGCCACUGGGAUUUCUGAUGAGGUCAUGCGCUAUGCUGCGGAACAGGAUGUUGGCUGAUCCAUCCUUUCUUUUCAAAAUAGGAACAGAGAUAGUCAUUGAUUCUUGUUGUGCAACAUUUGCGGAAGUCAAAAAGAGGGGCAAAGACUUCUGGUCAGAAUUUGAAUUGUACACUGCAGACCUUUUAGUUGGAGUGGUUGUCAAUGUUGCUUUAGUUGGUAUGUUAGCUCCAUAUGCUCGAUUUGGACAGCCACGUGCAUCUCAAGGGUUUCUUGGUCAAAUGUUGAGUGCUUAUGCAGCUCUUCCUAGCAGUGUUUUUGAGGCAGAACGGCCUGGAUGUACAUUUACAGUAAACCAGAGAAUUGCCACCUAUUUUUAUAAGGGCAUUCUCUAUGCAUUGGUUGGGUUUGGAUGUGGUAUUAUUGGCCAAGGAAUUGCAAAUUUAAUAAUGACUGCCAAACGGAGCAUAAAAAAAUCGGAGCACGACAUACCAGUUCCACCCCUAGUGAAGAGUGCAGCUCUUUGGGGUGUUUUUCUGGCAGUGUCUUCCAAUACCCGAUAUCAGAUUGUAAAUGGGCUAGAACGUGUGGUGGAAGUGUCUCCAUUGGCAAAGCAGGUUCCACUCGUUGCCAUGGCUUUUACAGUUGGUGUGCGAUUCUCCAACAAUGUCUAUGGAGGGAUGCAAUUUGUGGAUUGGGCCAAGUGGAGUGGUGUGCAAUGA